AGAGCGCCGUACACGCCGCAGCCAUGAACGGUCACUCUGAGUGUCUGCGUCUGCUCAUCCACAUCACUGACCAGCAGACGGCCGUCAACAUCAGUGAUGGGAAGGGACAGACUCCUCUGAUGUUGGCGGUUCUGGGUGGACACACAGAUUGUGUGUAUCUUCUGUUGAGUGAAGGAGCCAGUGUGGAGGCCAGAGACAAAUGGGGCAGGACGGCCCUCCACCGCGGGGCAGUGAUGGGUCAGGAGGCCUGUGUGGAGGCUCUGUUGCAGCACGGCUCCGGUCUGCUGGUUCAGGACAGCAGGGGGCGCUCUCCUGUGCACCUGGCGGCUGCCUGUGGUCAUGUGGGGGUUCUGAGGGCCCUUCUGAAGACCCAGAAGACCGUCCUCGUCCUCAAGGACAACUGUGGUUAUACACCGCUGCACUGGGCCUGUUAUAAUGGUCAUGACGCGUGUGUUGAGCUGCUCUUGGAGCACGAUGUGUUUCAGAAGCCGGAGGGAAACUCCUUCAGUCCGCUGCACUGCGCCGUUAUUAAUGAUAAUGAGUCUGCGGCUGAGCUGCUCAUAGAAACUUUAGGUCCAGUGAUUGUAAACGCCACAGACUCACAGAGCAGGACACCGCUUCACGCUGCGGCGUACACCGAUCACGUGGAGUGUGUGCAGCUGCUGCUGGCUCACAACGCUCAGGUCAACGCCAUCGACACGCUGGGAAAAACAGCGCUCAUGAUGGCCGCUGAGAACGGGCAGACUAACACCGUCGAGGUGCUGGUGAGCAGUGCUAAAGCUGAUUUGACAUUACAGGACGCUCACAGAAACACAGCUCUGCAUCUGGUCUGCAGUAAGGGACAUGAAACCAGUGCCUUGUUAAUUCUGGAGAAGGUGAUGGACAGAAACCUCAUCAACUGCACAAACGCAGCGCUGCAGACGCCGCUGCACAUCGCUGCUGCUAACGGACUGACGGUGGUCGUACAGGAGCUGCUGGGUAAAGGAGCCAGUGUCCUCGCCGUGGAUGAGAACGGUUACACUCCAGCUUUGGCUUGUGCUCCGAACAAGGACGUGGCCGACUGUUUGGCGCUGAUACUCUCUUCCAUGAUGCCCAUCUCUCCCAGCAGCACCCGCACCAUGUCGAGCCUCACCUUUAACACCAUCAACCACUACUCAAGCUUAUCUAAGACUGUGACCUUUGACCCGUUACCGGUGCUGCGCUCCGAGCAUGCCUCCUACUGCAAGUUCAACAGCCUGGGCAGCGAGGACAGCCUCAUCAUCCCAGAUGACGAACUCAAUGAUUCAGACUCAGAAACAUACUGA
Messenger RNA from Carassius auratus (goldfish), 1304 nucleotides. RefSeq names its product serine/threonine-protein phosphatase 6 regulatory ankyrin repeat subunit A-like. Lineage: Eukaryota; Metazoa; Chordata; Actinopteri; Cypriniformes; Cyprinidae. The coding region runs from base 24 to 1304 and encodes 426 amino acids. The record is from RefSeq and is a predicted model, not a curated record. Gene Ontology annotation, molecular function: protein binding. The transcript has 11 exons.